AAUCGUCCACUUAGUUUCCGAAAAAAAAUUCGUGAAAGUAGCUUAUUUUUUUGGCCUACAGACAGGAUUCCCCCCUUAAAAUGCGCUGAGAAUCAAUGUAAACUGCCGCCUUCCGAUCGUUCCAGUGUUCGUUUAUCCGGGUACGGUGGCUUUCAUUCUAUCCUUAUGCGUGCCCGACAUUCUCAACUUCAUAGCGCCACUGGACGAGCCUCGUCAACGACAACUGCCCACUCCAAUAGAAUGCUUUGUCGAUCAGCAGAAAUACUUCUAUAUGAUAGUGUUAUUUAUGGUAGCGAUUGCGUUGUUAGGCAUGACCACGUUUAUGGCCACCGAAACGCUGUUCAUGGUAUUAAUACAGCACGCCUGCGGAUUGUUUACGAUCUCGAGCUAUCGCUUGGCUCACGCAUUUGACGAUUGCAAAAACGUAUCUGUCAUCACCGCGAAGCUGAUACGUGCCAUAAGGAUUCAUGAGCGGUCUUUACAAUUCGUCAAAUUUAUAAAUUCCUGUUUCGCUGUAUCCUACGCGUGUCUUACAGCACUCGGCAUGAUUUCUCUAGUUGCCAAUAUGUUACGAUUGCUCCAAGCGAUCGAGAGCAACAUCGUCAACGAGAUAUUCGCUUCCGCUUUAUAUGUCAUAGCUCAUUUCUGUUAUGUGUUCUGGGUGAAUUAUUUCGGACAGUAUCUAUCCGACCACAGCGACAGCAUCUUCGACAAUACAUACAACACACGAUGGUACAUGGCACCUCAGCAUGCUCAGACAUUACUAUUCGUCGUACUGCAACGCUCGUUAAGGACGUGUAUUUUCAACACUUUCGGCGGUUUGCUAGCCGCAUCGAUGGAAGGUUUCGCCUCGCUCAUUAGUCUCUCGGUGUCCUACUUCACGAUGUUGUACUCGUUCCGAACGUGAUGCAACUCACGCGAUCGCAGAGCAAUACGCGGUAGCGAUGAUAUCGGAGACUCAUGUUGCUUAUUGAUUUCAUCAUCGAGCUCUUUGCAAGCUGCAACGAGGAAUGCAACUCUUCAAACUCGCAUUCGACGUACCACGUGUCGAGAUAGCUCGACCGGCUUAGAAGAAAAAUAAAUUAACCUUUAAUAACGAAUGUUGCGAGAUCACUGUGAUAUAUAUGAACCAUCUACCCCUUUUUUCUAAUUUAUAUCGGUUUACAAAUCGCAACGUGAAUGAAUUAUUAGGAGGUUGAAUUAAUUCUGGUGCCUAGCAAUAGAUGGCUUUAGUAACAAUUAAUAGUUAAUACGAAUGUUAAAAUCUGACAACAUUGAGAGAUUUGACAUUUCUCUAUGACAUAUGGCAAUUUGUGCGCUAUUGUUACUGAUAGUUUCAUCGCGUCUAAAAUGGAUCAUACAAAAUUGCAUCUUCGACAUUUAUUCCUUUUUUUGUUUGAUUCGAAAAAAUCGGCAACUGAAGCUCAUGAAAUGCUUGUUACAACUUAUGGUCAAGUUUCAUCGUAUUCCAACUGUAAAUUUUAGUUUCAACGAUUCAAAAGUACUAGUCAACCAAAAAAAAAUUCGGAGAUUCUGAACUGCAAGCAUUAUUGAAUGAAAACACCGCUCAAACAGAAAAACAAUUGACUGCAUAACCCAACGUCGAUAAAUCAACAGUUUCUAAACGCCUACACGCCAUGGGAAAAAUUCAAAAG
Molecule: messenger RNA, 1655 nt
Organism: Harpegnathos saltator (Jerdon's jumping ant)
Lineage: Eukaryota; Metazoa; Arthropoda; Insecta; Hymenoptera; Formicidae
Exons: 6
Coding region: 272-907 (211 amino acids)
Biological process (GO): sensory perception of smell; detection of chemical stimulus involved in sensory perception of smell
Cellular component (GO): plasma membrane
Molecular function (GO): odorant binding; olfactory receptor activity
Source: RefSeq, a predicted model, not a curated record